CUGACACCCGGAAGCAGCCGCCGUUUCCUCUGUACCGGGGAAGGCCUUCCUCGCCGGUCGCGGUAACGUUUCUUCGCCCUCCAGUCAUACACAGCCGCCCGGGCUGGCAGUCCAGGCGAGGGCGCCAUCUGGCGGGUCGCUAGGCCGCUGCAGUCAUGCAUGACGCCUUUGAGCAGGUGCUGAUCCUGGAGAAGCUGCCGCUGCAGAUAGAGUGCCUGGCAGCCUGGGAGGACUGGCUCCUUGUCGGCACCAAACAGGGGCAUUUACUACUGUACAGAGUCAAAAAAGAGCAAGGUUGUAACAAGUUUGAAGUAAUACUAGAGAAAUCCAAUAAGAACUUUGCUAAGAAAAUUCAGCAGAUUCAUGUUGUUCCUCAGUUCAAGAUCCUGGUCAGUUUGCUCGAUAACAAUGUAUGUGUCCAUGACUUGUUCACCUUCCAGCUUAUGACCACCCUUUCAAAGGCGAAAGGAGCCUCUUUACUGUCUUGUGAUCUGCAGCAUGCUAAGACGGGUGAAGAAAUGCUAAAGAUGUGCGUGGCUGUUCGAAGAAAACUGCAGCUGUACUAUUGGAAGGAUCGCUCAUUUCAUGAGCUUCAGGGUGACUUUAGUGUUCCUGAUGUCCCCAAAUCUAUGGCAUGGUGUGAAAACUCUAUAUGUGUGGGAUUCAAAAGAGACUAUUACCUGAUCCGGGUGGAUGGAAAAGGUUCCAUUAAGGAGCUCUUUCCCACAGGCAAACAACUAGAACCACUCGCAGUGCCGCUGGCUGAUGGAAAAGUGGCUGUAGGACAGGAUGAUCUGACUGUGGUUUUGAAUGAAGAGGGGACCUGCACUCCCAAAUGUGCCCUAAACUGGACUGAUAUCCCCAUGGCAAUGGAACAUCAGCCUCCUUAUAUCAUUGCCGUCCUGCCAAGGUACGUGGAGGUGCGAACGUUCGAGCCCCGCCUCUUGGUGCAAAGUAUUGAGCUGCAGCGGCCUCGGUUUAUCACAUCCGGAGGCCCAAACAUUGUAUAUGUAGCCAGUAAUCACUUUGUUUGGAGGUUGGUUCCGGUGUCCAUCGCAACACAAAUACAGCAGCUACUUCAGGACAAGCAGUUUGAGCUGGCCUUACAGUUGGCGAAGAUGAAAGAUGAUGCCGACAGUGAAAAGCGCCAGCAGAUCCAUCACAUUCAGAACUUGUAUGCCUUCAACCUUUUUUGCCAGAAACGUUUUGAUGAGUCAAUGCAGGUGUUUGCCAAGCUUGGUACUGAUCCAACUCAUGUUAUUGGGAUGUACCCAGAUUUGCUGCCCUCAGACUACAAGAAACAACUGCAGUACCCUAAUCCGGUGCCGGUGCUGUCAGGACCCGAACUGGAAAAGGCCAACCUUGCUCUCAUAGAUUAUUUGACCCAGAAAAGAAGUCACCUAGUUAAGAAGCUGAACAACACUGAUCACCAUUCUACGACCUCCCCUCUUAUGGAAGGAACCCCGACCAUCAAAUCCAAAAAGAAGCUUCUGCAGAUUAUAGACACCACUCUGCUUAAGUGUUACCUGCAUACUAAUGUUGCUCUGGUGGCGCCGCUGCUGCGGUUAGAGAACAACCAUUGCCAUGUGGAAGAGAGUGAGCACGUGCUAAAAAAGGCGCACAAGUACAGCGAGCUCAUCAUCCUCUAUGAGAAGAAAGGCCUCCAUGAAAAAGCUCUCAUGGUUCUUGUUGACCAGUCGAAAAAAGCCAAUUCCCCUUUAAAAGGUCACGAAAGAACGGUCCAGUACCUGCAAAGAUUAGGAGCGGAAAAAAUUUCUUUGAUUUUUGAGUAUUGUGUAUGGGUCCUGAGAUACCACCCUGAAGAUGGACUGAAGAUAUUUACCGAGGACCUCACAGAAGUCGAGACCCUUCCCAGAGACCUUGUACUUGAGUUUUUAUUGGAAAACUUCAAAGACCUCGCUAUUCCCUACUUGGAACACAUUAUCCUCACAUGGGAAGAUAAGGGCCCUGAAUUUCACAACUGUCUCAUCAAGCUGUAUUGUGAGAAGGUGCAGACUCUCAUGCAGGCUAUAGGUUCUACAUGCAAUGAAGAAGCGGCGAAUGUCCCCGCAGGCUCCGAGAAGGGGGAGUUGGGAACAUUUCGGACUAAAUUGCUAAAUUUCUUGGAAAUCUCAAACUGUUAUCAGCCGGAGCAUCUGAUCAGUGAUUUCCCAUUUGAUGGACUGCUGGAGGAGAGGGCACUACUCUUGGGUCGCAUGGGGAAGCACGAGCAGGCUCUGUUUAUUUAUGUGCAUAUCCUGAAGGACACUAACAUGGCAGAACAGUACUGCCACAAACAUUACGAUUACGCCAAGGACGGUAAUAAAGAUGUCUAUUUAUCUCUGAUCAGAAUGUACCUGUCUCCGCCUGAUGUGCAUUGUCUGGGUCCCAUUAAAAUAAAAUUAGAAGAGCCAAAGGCAAACAUUGCUGCGGCUUUAGCGGUCCUGGAGCAGCACCACGCAAAACUGAAUACAACAAAGGCCAUAGACUUAUUACCAGCCAACACACAGAUCCGAGAGAUUCAGAUCUUUCUGGAGAAAGUUCUGGAGGAGAACGCUCAGAGGAAGAGAUUCAACCAAGUUUUGAAGAACCUUUUGCACGCAGAGUUCUUGAGAGUACAGGAGGAGAGGAUUUCCCAUCAGCAGGUCAAAUGUGUUAUUACAGAAGAGAAGAUCUGCAACGUUUGCAAGAAAAAGAUUGGAAACAGUGCGUUUGCCCGGUAUCCAAGCGGUGUGGUCGUCCAUUACUUCUGCGCAAAAGAUGUCAGCUCGGUGGACUCUUGAAGCUGUCGGCAAAAUUUAAGCAUUUAUGUAUGGUACAAGUACUGCGGCGGGUCCAUGAGGCUGUUACAUUGGAGCAAAGCUCCUGCACUGGAUGAUGGAUCUUUUAUAUUGUACGAAAGACGAUGACUGUUCUGAGACCUCUCUCCUAGACCGGUGGUCUCCAAACUGCGGACCUCCGGCUG
Messenger RNA from Hyla sarda, 2965 nucleotides. RefSeq names its product VPS39 subunit of HOPS complex (gene VPS39). NCBI's taxonomy places the organism in Eukaryota, Metazoa, Chordata, Amphibia, Anura, Hylidae. Gene Ontology annotation, cellular component: cytoplasm; membrane. The record is from RefSeq and is a predicted model, not a curated record. Bases 156 to 2783 code for a protein of 875 amino acids. Gene Ontology annotation, biological process: vesicle-mediated transport; endosomal vesicle fusion; intracellular protein transport. Gene Ontology annotation, molecular function: protein binding. The transcript is spliced from 25 exons.